Messenger RNA from Strongylocentrotus purpuratus (purple sea urchin), 1697 nucleotides. Its product is annotated as ADP,ATP carrier protein. The record is from RefSeq and is a predicted model, not a curated record. Bases 497 to 1396 code for a protein of 299 amino acids. Gene Ontology annotation, biological process: mitochondrial ADP transmembrane transport; mitochondrial ATP transmembrane transport. Gene Ontology annotation, molecular function: ATP:ADP antiporter activity. Gene Ontology annotation, cellular component: mitochondrial inner membrane. NCBI's taxonomy places the organism in Eukaryota, Metazoa, Echinodermata, Echinoidea, Camarodonta, Strongylocentrotidae. The transcript is spliced from 6 exons.
UCAUUUCCAAAGUUGGUGUCGUGCUUGAUAUGUUCCGCUGGAGAUGAAAUAUUCUCGAGAACGAUCAGCAGGAUAAUUUCGAUUAAUUUAUUUUGUCGUGAGCUGAAACGUUGGUGUCGUAAUUUCACAUGGAGGACUAUGAAAGUUUUCUCUCGGGAUUUUUAAUUCGGAGUUAUUACUUUGACGUUGGUGUCGUUCUAUCACAUUCAGAAUGUGACUCAAAUUAUGGAAUAUUAUCAAUGGCUAUACAUGUGUAGCGAUCGACAGGUUCUCGAUGUCGACGUCCUGUUAUGAUGGAGAGAACGAGAUUGACGGCGGAUUGUCUUGGGAUGCGGGAAAGAUACCGUUUCGGAUGAUGUACUAAUCAUACACAUUGGUGAAAGGAGACGUAACCAUUGGCAACCGAAGUGAGUUUCCAUCAUGAGAAAGAGAAAGGUAUCAACCACCUCCAAGUUUGUGCGGUCCAAAAUGUGGCAGCUAAGAUAAGAUUAACAUCAUGGCACAGAAGAGCUUUGACGCUGUUGGAUUCGGUAAGGAUCUGCUCGCCGGCGGAGUAUCGGCGGCGGUUUCCAAGACUGCAGUAGCACCUAUCGAGAGGGUCAAGCUGCUGUUACAGGUUCAAGCUGUCUCCAAGCAGAUUGCCGCCGACAAACAAUACAAGGGCAUCGUCGACUGUUUCACACGCGUCGCGAAAGAGCAAGGGACGCUGUCGCUCUGGCGAGGCAACCUCGCCAACGUCAUCCGAUACUUCCCGACUCAGGCUCUCAAUUUCGCUUUCAAGGACAAAUACAAGCAGAUCUUCCUCAGCGGAGUCAACAAGAACGAGAACUUCUUGCGGUACUUCGCUGGGAACCUGGCGUCGGGAGGAGCCGCUGGAGCGACGUCGCUCUGUUUCGUCUACCCGCUCGACUUCGCGCGUACGCGUCUGGCGGCCGACGUCGGUAGUAAGGCCGGAGGUGGCAGGGAGUUCAACGGCCUCGGUGACUGUCUCAAGAAGAUUGUGAAGGCGGACGGUUUCGGUGGCCUCUACCGAGGUUUCGGUGUGUCUGUCCAGGGGAUCAUCAUCUACCGUGCCGCAUACUUCGGCACCUAUGACACCGUCAAGGGAAUGAUUCCCAAGGAGUACCAGAACUUCUUCCUUUCCUGGAUGAUCGCCCAGGUUGUCACCACGAUGGCUGGCGUCACCUCAUAUCCCUUCGAUACCGUUCGAAGACGCAUGAUGAUGCAGAGCGGCCGCAAGGAUGUCCUCUACAAGAACACCAUUGAUUGCUGGAAGAAGAUCGCCAGCCAGGAGGGCCCCAAGGCUUUCUUCAAGGGAGCCUUCUCCAACGUCCUCCGCGGGACCGGCGGCGCCCUCGUCCUUGUCCUCUACGACGAGAUCAAGAAGCGCAUCUAAGAAGAAAACGAACGAUUACGAACAUUCCUACUCACUUCUCUUCUGUUUAUUUAUUUGUCACUGUCAUGCAACGGUUGGCCCUUGAUAGGAAAUUAAGAUAUUCAUCAUCUUAAACCAAAAUCUUUUUUUUUCUUUUUUCUUUUUUCUACAAAUCAAUUUUAGUAGUGGGAAUAGUGCCGCUAAAUCAUGAUUUUUAUUUUCCACCAUCCAGCUUGAGCACUGUUCUUUGUUAUACCAUCCUUUUGUUUUGAAGUGCGAGUAUUAUUGUGUAACCAAAUGAAAUAAAUAUGUAAAUAUGCAG